AGCAAAUAAGCAGGUACUCAUCCGAAGGUCCUUUCCUGUCGUUCUUGUAGCACCGCAAAGGGAUAAAAGUUAUGUUCGAGAGACAAGAUCUUCAUGUUAAUCCUGAUAAGUUUGUUAUCCCUGAAAGCGAAUACAAAUGGUAUUAAAUGUCCCGUCGACAGUAUCGGAGUACUGACCUGGGCACCCUACCAUACCAUGUGAAUGGUGUGGCAAUGGUCAAGUUGUACUGAAAAGACCUCAGUACCAUUUGAUAAGAUGGACCAUGAGGCAACAUGACAUGACACGACUUUUCGCUGCUGUAGCAGCUUUUUUUUGAGAAGUUGAAGUUAGUGGACUUUCUUACCUUUCAAUAUUAUUGAACUUCCUAUACUGCUGGCAGCAGUCACUCCUGAUGUUGCUAUUUGAUUCCUCUCGACCUACUUGUGCCAGCCUAUUUCGCCGCAACGAAAUUUCUAUUCUCUCUAUGGAAAGUCCUUCGUUUCAUCUCGGGUUCCUUGUCUGGAGGAAGCUCUCAUCGGCAUUAUAUUCCACCUUUUGCUUUGAAUAAUUUUACUUCCUUUAUUUCCAGACACUUUUGACUUGUUGCUCUUUUUUUAACUACAUCGUUCUUGUUUAUCGUUCUGUCGUUCAAUUAUUGAUGAACUUUUGAUUCGAACCGUGGAUCUCAGAUAAAGAACGCAUGUAGCUAGUUGAAAGUACAAUCAAGAAAAAAUGGACUUCGUUACGCUAAAGGAAGAGCGCCUAUGCGAGUUCCCGCGGAUCCGCCACUCUGAGGGUCUCGGGAAAAUUCUUCAGUAUGCAAAUACGACCGUUCGCGAAAUUCACUUGCCAAUCGGCUACAACGACCAACUCAUAUCAGCCGCCGAGCGUACUAAUUAUUUUUUUGAUUUGAAGCUGUGCUGCGGCGCUGCCUAUCGCUGCUAAGUCAUUCUUCUUCGUCGUGGUAACAGACUGCUGGAAACAGGUGAAUACAUCACAAAGGCAUUUUCGACUAACUUGGAAAGUUGAGUACUUAUUUCAAUACAGGUACGCAGGCCACAGGCUGGCAAUUCAUGAUUGUACUAGAUUUCGGCAAAUAAAAACAAGUGAUAGAAUGAAUAUUGAACUACAGCCGGGGAAGUGGCACUGUUGAUCGACGCGGGUUCAGCUUGCUUUGCUAUAAGCGACGUGCAGCAGAACGGUUUGGCCUUGGAUAUCCACGAUGUCUCGCCGGACACGCCUGCAGCGCUGGAGGGUUGGCGUAUCGUUCUGCCACACCCGGUGGCGAACCUGAAUAACCAGAGCGACCACUGUCUUCGCUAUCUUGUGACCGAUCAUGCCAUCUUGGUCUACAUCCUGCUUUCUUCGGGGGUAGUGCACAAGCUUUGCAUCACGCGUGGAACGAGAGGACACCUUCAACGUACACGCGACGAGGGUAAAAACGAUUCAUCAGAAGCAGCCGGCGCCAGGAGAACAGUAGACGAGGUAGACCAGCAAGCUGUAGCGGGUGCGGGCGGAGCCGGCACAACCACAGGGCUCUGUGUGCAAUGGGUACAGGCAAUGGAGCUACCAGCUGAAGGGUGCGGCUUUUCCUCUUUCGCGGUCGCCUCGGAAGAUACAGUGGUGUUUGGAACCGAAGCUGGGCUACGAGUAUGCCGAUUUUCGAGACAACAAUAUCAAGCAAGUGUUCUGGAUGGUCCCUAUGUAGUGGUUCCCCAUCAAAACCAGGGAGAACAGCAAUUGGUCAAAAAUCCUGGUGAUGACGACAGCAUGAUGAUGUUCCACCCAACAAAUGGAACAGCCAGAGGCGGACCUCCUCCAACAGGUAGUGCUGGUCAUGUUGAGCAACAUUUUGCGCAACUGAAUGGAGGGGUCGGUGGACGAGGAGCCUUUGCACCUCAGCCCCAGCCUCCAAGGGAGGACACGUUCAUAAAUGACGCGGGGCGCUUCUCCUUUUUCUCCAAACCGGUGCAGAACAUUCUAGUCGUGGCCAGCUUCGGCGGUGCAGGGGAUGUUCUGACCUAUGCGAGCGACGGGAAGUUGCGGCUGACACGAGCAGCCGCGGUCGUCAGCAGCGACUACAGCCGACAAACGCGACAAGGACAACACCACGGCACAUCGAAUUAUAAGACUGCCAAAACUUCUACAAAUUUCACCUAUGCGAGUAGUGCAGCGAGCGGUACAACCCUGACUCGGUGCGAUGUGCAGGAGUUGAUUGAGGAGGACCAAUUCUCUCUUCGAAUCGCAGUCCAGAAAGAAAAGAUCGUUAUCGGCGCAAAACGCUUGUUCUUAGUCGCAAUGGACAGGGAAAAGGGGCUGCAACCUGUCCAAGAAAUCAUAACCACUCAUCCGACGAUGUGCCCCAGUUUUUUCGAGCUCACUCCAACCUCGCUUUUUCUCCUCUACAGACGCGGCGGCGUAGCCAUGGUACUCAUCUUCAUUUUAAAUUAUUUUGAUAAUAUGUUGAAGGUCAAUCAAAGGUUUUCUGCGUGCCCAUCAGUUAGAUUAUUCUUUUAUUUUUAAGCUUUUGUCCUCAUCUUUUUUGAAAGACAUGAUGUUCGCCUGUUGCGUUCAAUUUUAUUUUUAUAUUAGUUGAAGUCUGUUCGCUACAAACAUCUAUCAUGACAUCCACAACACUCAACAGGACGAGAUUUUACAUAUAGACUUGGCAUCUGGUUUGGAUUCGUGGGAGGCUUCUCGUAAAAUUCAAAUGGAAACAAGGCGGAAGCAAGCUGUCGCAAGCGGAGCAAAAGUAGACACUAUACACCCUGUGCACACGUGGCACCACGAGGAGCAAGUGUGGCACGCGCAAGAGCGUGCCUUGGGAGAGUUCGGGGACAGCAGCGCCUUCGAGGAGGAGUACGAGCGACAUGUGAGCUGCAAUCGCCGAGAAACUAGAAAAUUGGCCCUGCUGGCGCGCAAGGGCGGAGCGGCAGAAUUUCUGCGCCAGUUUUGGCUCUCCCGCAUCUUUCAGCGCAAUCGUUUUUCAGAAGCCACGCUGUCCGAAGUAAUAAGUGACCUUGUCGCCAUGGAGGAGCGUGUGUCCGCGGCGAAGCGCCAGAGGACGUCCGCAAAUUUGGCCUCGCAGGACAGUUUCAUCUACAGCAGCAAUGUUGCUGGUGGACCUGCACCAUCCGUAACAACAUCACCGCAUGCUGCUGCUACUAGGCACAGCGCCGGAGGAGGAGUACAACAAUUGGGAGGAGGCGCACCUUCUGGAGCAGCCUUUUAUGCGUCGUCUGGCCUGUUGAAUGCGACGGAGGGCCACGACUUCGAGUCGCGACCUUCGACGACGCCGGCGCCGUCAGCAGUGAGUGUCGCAACUGUGCGGGCACUUCUAGAGCGCAGAGCAGGCGGGAAUGCGGGUCACCAAUCAGACGCCCGUGCUUCCGGAACGACGACGACAUCAAGGACCACCGGAGGCUGCGGCUUUUCCGCCGCGGCUUUGGAGUUCAUCGAUUACUGUCGUGACCGCGAAAGACGAAGGAAAACGCUCUUUCUGGGGAAAGUUCGAUGCUACGCACCUCAUUGCGUCCGACGCACGUCAAACACUGGACAAGGUAUAGUACCGGUUGCACGACUCACAAGCACAGGACUCUCAGUUCUGAGACCUAUAGUAGACCCCACAGAGCAAUUGUGGGAUACUUUCGUUACCUUUCGCGCAAUGAUGCAAAGCAACUUCAUCCACAAGGAAGCACUUUUAUCUCUUUCAACGGACGAUGACUUCCUCCUGGCAGCAGCAGUACUCAUAAACUACACUUUAAUUCCACUUUUGAGAAUUUUCGUGAGGUACCCUGUACUAGGGAUAGACUCGGACAGAUAUUACGGAAGCAACCAGAUUAUAACCAGGUGCACGUCAGUCGAAUGAAUAUAUCAAAAGAUGUCCUCUGGUUUUUGUGUUUGAUGAUGUCGUGUGGAGAAUUCAUUGUAAAAUAUUCAGUACCAGAGCUCCACUUCGAGUAUAUUACGAGAGAAAAAAGGCAGAGGAUCUUCAACAGAAUAUCAACACUAGCAUCAUGUUGUAUGAUUUUUCCAUCAGGCACAGCAGCUGCCCAGUUUGGUAGGUGAAAGCCGUAUGAGCGUGGCGUUUGCAUCAUUAGCAGAGAAUCCGCACGCACUUCCCGAAGUGCGACAGACUUUGCGUGACAUCGAAUUGGGGGAGCCGGCAAAAAGUGAGGCAGCAGAGGCAUUCCAGAGUACUUACUUUCCUUUAUUCAGGAGCUUCACGAUUUUACUUGAAAUUUAAUCUUGAUUCCUAAGAGAUGUUGAGUGACUGAUACUAAAUGAAAUCGGAAAAGAUAAAUAUACUGAGCCAGAAGCAAGAACAUGUGCAAAUGGCGCAGCGGUCAAUGUGUCGGACUCGAGUUCGAAUGACCCUGGGUUCGAUUCCAGAAGGGAUGCGAAAUCGUGGUAUGUCUGGACCUCUGAGCUCUGCUCUGCGGACAAGACACAAACAAGUAGAUAGGGAAAUCUGACUGGAAUCGAGCACGGAGGAGAGGACAGCGACCGCUAGCGCAUAGGCAAGAGGCCGUCGACAUGAUGACAAACUACUAGGUCAGAAUCCGAGAGUACUCGGUGAAGACUACAAAGAAACGAAGAUUAAUAAUUGCCUGACUUUUGACUGGAGCUGGCUUUGACCUGCUUUUGGUGAACAAAUGCCGAAGCGUUUUUGGGAGUAGGAAGAAUUGCCGUUAUGUGCGGACCGGACGAAUGGCCAGCUUUCCUUAGAGGACGAGCUGGGUGACUCACUUCUUUUCUUCGAUGAGGUUUGUAAAGUGUAGAUCUCAAUUACUAGCUCUAAGCCUUACCGGAUGAAAAUAUCUGUCUUUAGCAUUUAUGUUGACUUUUGAAUCAACGACAGAAAUCGGAGAUUUGCAGGGCGCCGGCCAGCAGGUCUUGCACGCUUUGCAGGGUUUACAUUUGACGCAUGGACCACCGGCAGGCCUUUUAAGCUUGCAACCAGAGUCGCGCGUCCGAGACACGUGGAACCUUGGCGAUUUGCUGUUGGGAUCAGUGGCGCGUAGUGAGUUGGCCACAGCCGCAUUGGCGAUGCGGGAUAUCUGGGCCUGGCUUGACUAUCAUCGGCUUCCAGCGCCUAGCGGCACUCUUUUCGUGGAGGAGCAGGCGGAGCACCUCGAAAGUCUUGCUGAUUUUCUUGCCCUGCAGGUACCGUUCAUGCACACAGUACUGCAUACUUUGUCGCUACCUGCCCAGGCGAGUGGCAGCAGCCUUCUUGGCGCGCCUCCAGCGCCGAGCGCGGUUGACGAAUGGAUGCGACUAAGAGCGGUCACUUCCGGCGGCACAGAUGAUGGGAGUCGAGGGGGCGAAAAUCGGCACCGUGCUGCCCCUGAGUCGAGAGCAGUUAUGACGAGCAGUAUCAUGAUAAACCAGAGACGCAGUUCAUGUCUUCCGCAUCUGCAGAAUUUGAAUAUACCGUUGCUGCUGUUGCGCCUGUCCUCGUCGGGCGCAGUGACGAAUCCGUGGCCACUCAUACUGAAUUUUACGGAAGCCUUGCCGGUGGAGCGACCGGUGUCUCCGAUGUACUUUCGCGCACGAUGGCAUUUGAUGAGCCAGGAUUUGGACGAUGCUUGUGCGCUCUUCCGCAAGCUGCUCGAAGACUUUUCGGCGGGCGAAAUGAGCGAACUCUGGCUGCAGUUGGUCCCCGAGGUGCCGCGGUGGGCCGAGCUACUCGCCGAUGCAACCGCGCAGCUACGGCCGCAGCUCGGCUACUGCUUUCACGUGGCCAACGUCUUGUUACAGCAACAGGGCAGCACGGUGGCGACGCACGCGAUCGAGUUCCUCGAGCGGGCAUGCAAAAUUAUAGAAGAGGACGUUACAACAUCUUUGAUUGCCAAUCAUGGACGUGGAGGAACGACAAGUAGAACAAAGCAGGGAAGUUCUGCGGCGGGAGGGAACCUGGCGCAAGUGAUAGAGGACGAGCCUAUGUUAGUCGACGACGUCAACGAGCAGGUGGACGUAAUUCUUGAAGAUCAUCAUGGGUAUCCAACUACGGGUGGUGCAGGUGUGGCACUAGACACGCCGACCACAGCUAGUAGUACGGUUGUUCUUGCAUGGUGGGGCAUGGCUCUCGAGUUCGCACUGGAACACAAGCUGUGGGGUCAUGCCCUGCGACUGGUGGACGAGAAGAUGGCACCGCAUUCGUUGAGUGGCGCGAAGCGAGCUUUGCUGAAGUUGUCAUUUCUCCUUCGAAAAAGCGGCGCCCUCACAGUGCUGGUUCCGCACUUUACCGCUUUGCGACGAGAGAUGCAGGAAGCGCUGCUGCAGGAUCUCAUCGCACAUCGCUGCGAGAAGACGCUCUACUCUUUAGCAUUAGCGGAGGCGCAGGACGUGCGCGCCGCCUACAUCGCGCUGCGCAUGUACGAGCAACUCCGGGAGGAGAGUGAGCGAAUUCUCGCGGACAACCUUGGCACUGGCUAUCAGCGGCAGAGCGGGUCCGAGGGUCAUUUCACGUGGACACUGGCGAAGGAACCCUUGCUAUACGGCGAGUUCCUGUCAUCUUCCUCUUCAAUAUCCGCAUCAAGUGGCACUGCAACUUCCUCAUCAGAUCAUGGUGGCCUACUACCGUCCCACGACAAGACUGAGGACUACCAGAGAAGUGCGCCAGAGGCCGUCGAGGCUUCGUCACACGACUAUCACGAUGAAGGCGAAAAUAACAUGGCAGCAGCUACUAGUAGUCCGAGCAAGCGGGUGGACGCCAAUCAUGAAGAUGCAGAGGUUCGAGCGUCGGCGCUUCACCUCGCAAGCACGUUGCUCCACGCCGUACCGGCAGCACUACUCAAGCGGCAGCGGGACUGCCUUUUGCUCUGCCUCGCGGCAAAACCAGAGCCAGAGUUUCUCUAUCUUCCGGAGGAGCCACAAAGUGACCCAAACGAGUCGGAAUCAGCAGUUGGAGUGCACAUUCGAAGUCGGCCGACGCCCACACGAGCGAGGCCGAUAGGAGCGACUAUAGGCUUGGCGGGUGCCGCAACAGAAGCGGAGCGACUCCAGCGUGCCCGCGUCCGCGGCAUCUUCAGGAGUGCACGACGUCAGGCGGCGGAAGCGGUGCUCACGAGUCGGGAUCUGAGGCGUAAAGUUGCAAUCUUAGAGGCACGCAUAUUUCUUGCGGAGUCUCCGUUGCGGCCGCUGGGCAUGGAGAUCAGUGGUGACUGCACAACCUUGUCGGAAAUCUUUGCGGGAUCGUGGAAGCCUAGAGUGUUCACCACUGCACUGCUGCACGAUCCACGGUAUUUGGCUUCGAAGCUAGCGCAACAGGGAUUGGCCAUCAGCGCAGUUCACUUGUGUCAGUAUUUUGAAGGGAUCGACGUUUUUCAGUUUGCCCUCAGGCCCUUCACGGCGCUAUUGCUGCAUGCCGAAAAAACUGCGGGCGGUGCUGCAGCUGCUUCGGAGCCGGCACAUGCGCUCUCCGUUCUCGUCGAGGUUGCGGCUCAGGCAGGUCUUCUUCGGGGUAUGUUUCUUCGACAGGAUGGAACAGACUCCUUGCUUUUUCCACCUCGUGGAGGAACAGCGAGUUCCUCCUCGUCUUCCUCCAAGGCAGGUCUAGCGGAGGAAGCGGCUCGUCGAUCGCUAUGGUUGACAUUGGAAAGUCUCACUUUGCGUCUCGGUUUUGAGUGUGAGCUGUGUGAACUCCUGUUGUCGCAGUCGUCCGAGAGGUUGCCGGUUUCGCUUGUACAGGCUUUUUUCUUCUGCGACACACCAGAAACCUCAACUACAAACUUUGUUCCGACGGCGCUCAGUACCACUACAGCAAGGCAUUUCUUAACAACUACUAGUACAGAGAACCAGCCUUCUCGUGUUAGAAGUACAGCGACGACUUCCCAGUACUGUACAGAAGCCAGCAGCACAAGCACGAAGUGGACCCAGCUUCUGCGAAUGUUGAUGCAGUACGGGCGACUGGAGGAAAUCAUGGCUCUGCUGGAGAAAAAAGUCGAGCGUCGCGGUUUCACCACCUUGGACGACCACCAAAGAGAAAACCACCUAUCAUCAGCUAUAAGAGGUGGUGCAACUGCUUCUGCAAAUGUUGUUGUACCAGGAGUAGGAGAUGUAGCAGGAGGAGGCGUAGAGAGCUCUCGCCCACUGCUGUUGCAAUUGCGCAAUGCACUCCGCCAGCAGGUCGGGCGUACAUCUGUUCCUUCGACACCUCCCGCGGCCAUGCAACAGCUAGAGGUCUUGGCACAGUGUGUCCGCCGUAUUGAUCGCAUGUUGGAGGGCCUUCCUGAAGUUUGACAACGGUAUUUAUCCACUAUAGUAUUCACUCUUCCACCGCAAAUAUGGGCGGCAUCCUCCGCUUGGCGGUCUAGGGCCGACGGAGUAGAAGAUGCUCAUGAAUCAGGUCGGCAUCCUCGUUUUCAGUUUACCUGAUUAUUGUGAGACAACAACAAGUAAGGCAGAGUAGACGCACUGACUAUACUACCUCAAGACUGCUUUACCAUUGAGUUUGACACGCAACGCAUACGCAGUCCCAAUUUUUUCGUGAGAAACAUCGCGAAAGCGGUAUCCGCUAUGUCACACCGAACAAUUUUCACAUUAGAGAAGUUUCAAAUGUGUUCCCCCCUGCAGCAAUAUGGAGCCCACCGACAAAAAAAGCAGUUGGGGAUCUCUUGAAAUUACAUGCAACGGC
Molecule: messenger RNA, 8617 nt
Organism: Amoebophrya sp. A25
Lineage: Eukaryota; Dinophyceae; Syndiniales; Amoebophryaceae
Source: the annotation of a GenBank genome assembly